Messenger RNA from Trypanosoma grayi, 1428 nucleotides. Its product is annotated as putative epsilon tubulin. The coding region runs from base 1 to 1428 and encodes 475 amino acids. The transcript has a single exon. Gene Ontology annotation, molecular function: GTP binding; structural constituent of cytoskeleton. Lineage: Eukaryota; Euglenozoa; Kinetoplastea; Trypanosomatida; Trypanosomatidae. Gene Ontology annotation, cellular component: microtubule; cytoplasm. The record is from RefSeq and is a predicted model, not a curated record. Gene Ontology annotation, biological process: microtubule cytoskeleton organization; mitotic cell cycle.
AUGCCACGCGAGGUGGUGUCGAUUCAGGUCGGCCAGUGCGGCAACCAGCUUGGCCUCAAGUGGUGGGACGUCAUGCUGGAGGAGCACAAGGCGAACCCGCAGUACCCCGACGCCCGAGAUGCGCUCUUUGACGCGUCGUCCACCGGCCGGGACGGCAAGGCGUCGCUCAAGGCGCGCUGCGUUGCCAUCGACAUGGAGGAGGGCGUUCUGCGAUCCAUGCUGCGUGGCCCGCUGCAGGACCUCUUUGACGCGACAUUCUUCGUCUCGGACGUGAGCGGGGCGGGGAAUAACUGGGCGGUGGGCCACAUGGAAUACGGCGACAAGUACAUCGACAGCAUCUCUGAGUCGGUGCGGGGACAGGUUGAGCGCUGCGACAGCAUCCAGUCCUUCCUUGUGAUGCACUCGCUGAGCGGCGGCACCGGCUCCGGUCUCGGCACGCGCGUGCUGGGGCUGCUGGAGGACGAGUUCCCGCACGUCUUCCGCAUCUGCCCAGUUGUGAUGCCGGGCGCCGUGGACGACGUGGUGACAGCGCCGUACAACACCGCCUUCGCGCUGCGCGAGCUCAUCGAACACGCCGACGCGGUGCUGCCGCUGGACAAUGACGCCCUCGCCCGCAUGGCCGACAGCGCGCUCGGUCGCAAGUCGCUGAGCAACGCGGCGGGGGAGCUGGUGCGCGGCGUCGUGCCAAAGGCGCACGGCUACAGUGUCGCGCAGCCCACCAAGACGACGAUGCCGUACGACUCCAUGAACGCGUUGGUGGCGCAGCUUCUAAGCAAUCUCACCUGUGCUAUGCGGUUCCCUGGUACGCUCAACAUGGACAUCAACGAGAUCACGACUAAUCUUGUGCCGUACCCGCGGCUGCUGUUCCUUACGGCCGCUAUUGCGCCACUCAACGUGGCGCGGCACUCGUCCGUCGCUGGACCGCGCUCCGUCGACGCUAUGCUUGGUGCGUGCCUGGAUAAGGACCACCAGUUUGUCGAUGUUUCGGGCGGCGCGGAGUCGGCACUCACAAAGGAAGCAGGUACAUGUCUUGCCACCGCUAUCGUCGCCCGCGGUCCGCAGAUUACGGUAGGCGACCUGGCACGCAACGUUCCCCGCAUUCGUGAGAGACAAAAGCUCGUGUACUGGAAUGAGGAUGGCUUCAAGAUGGCGCUUUGUGGUGUGAGUCCUCUUGGACACCGGGACUCUGUUCUGAUGCUCGCCAACCACUGUUCUAUUGCACAGAAACUGGAAAAGUCAUACCAGCGCUUUAUGCGGCUCUACGCUGUGCGUUCCCACGUGCACCACUACGAGAAGUUUCUUGAACUCACGUAUUUUGAUGCAACAGCUGAGAUUCUGUCGACUGCAGUGGACGACUACAACUUCCUGAACACUCUGCAGCCCCCAACCGAUGUGCCACGCAGCAUGCGGGAGCUGGUGUACUAUUAG